Messenger RNA from Paraglomus occultum, 2046 nucleotides. The record is from the annotation of a GenBank genome assembly. Lineage: Eukaryota; Fungi; Glomeromycota; Glomeromycetes; Paraglomerales; Paraglomeraceae.
AUGGACAGCGAGGAGAUUGUGUAUAUGGACAUAGAUGAUGAAUAUGAGCUUCUAGACAUAGCUGCUCAAAUUGUUGAGUAUCGACGAGAUCUUGUUGAUACCCAGCAAACGACCCCGCUAGAAUUAAAACAUGAUCAAUCGACGUCGCUUUUGUCGACUAUAAGCCCUUCAGAUAACCAAUUACUAUCCUCACAGCUUCCACGAUCUACUCAGAAAUCUACGAUUCCAAAAAUUCCAUCUUUAACUCACCAAUUUAUCGUAGUGGUCGAUACUAAUUUCCUUAUAAGUCAUUUGGCGUUUGUUCGGACCUUGAUUACCUUGCAUGCCAAAAGAUACAACAUUCUCGUGGUCAUUCCAUGGGUUGUAUUACAGGAACUGGAUGGAUUGAAGAGCGCUCCCAGUAACCGACAGACGUAUGCUGCUCAAAAAUCAGAUGGAAAGCAAGUACCAGAUGUAAAGAGUCUGGCAAAGAGUGCUAUUACGUAUUUGCAUACUUGUCUUGAGAACAAAGAUGAAUCAUUAAGAGGACAGAUGCUCGAUGAAACAAUCAAUACAGUUGAUUUAAACGAUGAUAAAAUUCUUGACUGCUGCCGAUAUUUCCAGACUGUGUCAAAUUCAAAUAUCGUUUUGUUGUCGAACGACAAAAAUCUGUGUGUUAAAGCGAUGGUUCAUGGAAUUGGGACGGCCUCUUUUGAAAAAAAGGUUGGAUUGGAGAACAUAUUGACCAGAAUUAUUGGAAGUAAACCAGCAGCUACCACACACAUGCCUCCCGGCGGUCAUAUUCUGUCGACUACCAAUUCAACUGAGGCUACAAUCGAUACGCCAUUGCAUAAAUCUAACUUGGAUAUAACCGCUAAGCAUCAGAUAUUAUCACAUACGUACAACGAAGAUACAGUAAUGAUGGAUUGUGAUGAUGAAAAUGAUAACAACAUGUUGAAAAACAAUGAUUACUUGACAAUUCAGGGACCCAAUUCCUCUUCUCACAAUGUUAUUGUUGGCGAGCUACACAAGACACCGUCCAAUGAAAUUGCAGCUGCCGUUCCCGUAUACUUAUCGGGUUAUCCUAAUAAUCAGUCAUCGCCACCAGUAUGCAUUCAUCUCAAUUCGUCUGCAUCGGCCGCAGAUUCUAAUAUACAUGACACAAAAAAGCUUCAAUCUUCCUCGCUAUAUGACUCGAUGCAUUCACCAAGGAAUCGACGAAAGUCUUCAGCUUCAGUAAAUUUGGAUAUAGAUAUGUUAGACAAUCUAUCCAACAGCCGAACUAACGUCCAGUUCGUCACGAGCCAAUCUCCGUCCGGUCUUCAAUCCAACGGCCGAGCUAACGUUCAGUUUGUCACGAGCCAAUCUCCGUCCGGUCUUCAAUCCAACAGCCGAGCUAACGUCCAGUUUGUCACGAGCCAAUCUCCGUCCGGUCUUCUCUCACUUCACGAUUCCAUCCAUGCCAUACGCCCACAGUCUUCCCAGCGUUCACCUAAUGCAUACAUAGCUUCGAGCUCGUCUUACGGACAGCUAUCCCUUCUCGGACAAUCCAUCCUGAAUCAACCAUUUUUCACAGAACAUAUCGUGUCCGCUCCUCUAACGAGCGGUCAGCUAAGUUAUUUGGAAACCAUUCUUCCAACAAUCGCAGAUUUUCUUCGACCGGGGGUACAAUUCUAUUUAUUACAAUACCUUGGCUCAGAUUAUGUACAAACCAUCAAGGAGCGUCAACCAUGGACCGCUCAGGUUGCGUUGCGGAUUAUGGCAAGGUGUUAUUGUUCUGUAUUUUCUGAUGUAUUCAAGUUGAGUAGAGGGCUUACGUUUAUAGAACAGAUGCUGAAAGUAGCUAAUUCUGUGGCUAAGAAGCGAGUCAUCACUGUAGGCGAGCUAUGGACAUUUUUCAAUGCAACAGAAGUAGUGGUAACAGUGCUGAAUCAAGAGUUGGAUGGGAAGAACGGUAAUGCGCACAUAAAUAAGGCGGAGGUUAUUAGAGAAAUGGGGAGGAAGUUUCUAGAUACAGUUGAGGGGGUCGUGACAGAUCGAGCAAUUAAUUAUACGCCACCAAGGUGA